This is a messenger RNA of Arachis duranensis, 1194 nucleotides long. RefSeq lists its product as uncharacterized. NCBI's taxonomy places the organism in Eukaryota, Viridiplantae, Streptophyta, Magnoliopsida, Fabales, Fabaceae. The record is from RefSeq and is a predicted model, not a curated record. Bases 1 to 1194 code for a protein of 397 amino acids. The transcript is spliced from 6 exons.
AUGAGCACACACAGUGUCCGAAACUCGCUGCCAGACCAUCUAAGCUUGGACGCUAAUGCAGAUGAGGAAACUCUUCUUGAUGAAGAAGUUGACAACCUUCAUGAUGCUUCUGGAACUCAGAUUCGCAGAGGACGCAAGACUACCGAAUUUUGGGCGGUUAGGACCAUCGAUUCUGACGGCACAAUCAAGCCGGCAAAACUAAGUGUGAGGGAGGCUAUGAAACGGCCUAACGGUAGGAAGAUCGUGCUUAGGUUCAACAAUGCAAAGCAAGCUAUUGGGGACGAAGCUGGAGUGUUGAGUGGCGUGCUUGGUUUACUGGGAUCUGAUUUUGGAAAAUUUCCCAUCUGUAGAACAAGUUGGCGUGAGAUUACCACGAAAGACAAGGUCUAUAACGAAUGUGUCAAGCAAAUAUUCCACUUUGAUGAAGACAGCGAAGGACUUAUAAAGAAAAAUAUUUUGAAAAGUAUGGGAAAGUCUUGGAAGGAAACAAGGCUGAGGUUGUAUGACCGUUUUUAUGAGCCAACAUUCACGACUGAACAAAAUCUUGAGAAUCGGCCGCCGGGAAUUGAUCGAGAGCAUUGGAGAUGGUACCUUGACUAUCGCGCCAAACCUGAGACGAAGGAGAAGUGCAAGAAAAACGCGGUCAAUCGAUCAAAACAACAAUAUACUCACACUGGCGGCUCGAAAAGCUUCGCACGGCGGAUGGAAGAAGAGUCGGAAGAACAAGGAAAGAUAGUCGGUAGAGGGGAGUUGUGGAUCAAGGUGCACAAGAAAAAGGAUGGCUCAUAUAUCAAUGAUGAAGCGAGAGCAAUUGGUGAAAGAAUUGAGGAGAUCGAGCAACAGGAUGAGUCUUCUAGAAUGUUGUCUCAGAAUGAUUCCAUUGCUCAAGUUUUCGGAAAAGAGAAACUGGGUAGAGUACGUGGUAUGGGAUCUGGACCGACUCCUAGCCAACUCUUCGGUCCGAAUUCACAUGCAUAUGGCAACGGAGUCCAACAAGAGGAGACCCAGAGGAAGCUGCUUGAACUGCAGGCAGAGCUGGAAGGCGAGAAGUUGAAGAGAAAGGCGAUGGAGGAUGAGGCAGCAUCAGAUAAGAAAAAAUUGAAGGCGAUGGAGAGUGCUCUAAUUUAUCUGUUUCAACGGCAGGGUGAGGAGCUUCCCCCAGAAAUCGCUGCAGGAAUGAGUUUCGUGGAAUGA